Molecule: messenger RNA, 3474 nt
Organism: Pestalotiopsis fici W106-1
Lineage: Eukaryota; Fungi; Ascomycota; Sordariomycetes; Amphisphaeriales; Sporocadaceae
Product: DNA polymerase gamma
Exons: 1
Coding region: 1-3474 (1157 amino acids)
Biological process (GO): mitochondrial DNA replication
Cellular component (GO): gamma DNA polymerase complex; mitochondrion
Molecular function (GO): DNA-directed DNA polymerase activity; DNA binding; 3'-5' exonuclease activity
Source: RefSeq, a predicted model, not a curated record
AUGCUCAAUCAUGCAGGGUUGCACCUGAGGCCUACGCCAAAGGCAAGCUUCGUGCGCCUCGCUAAACACAGAGCGGCGCAGGGUCCAAGACAUCGACAAGCAUGGCUAUUGAGACCGUCGCAACUGAGAUCACAAUCAACGGCAGCCGCCGCGCAACCUGUAGAAGAUGUUACCUCGGCACUCCUUCAGUCGCAGUCUCUUGCUAGGAAAUCUGAGGCUAGAUUCAACGAGAUUGGCGUUCAACACCUCAGCGCCUAUGUCUACAACCAAGUCUUUCCCUCUGGCAGCAAGCCACCGCCCAAGGAACUAGUCGAGCUCUCAAAAGAUCAUUUACGGCGGCAUGAUCUUCUUGGAAAAAACACCGACAACACCCCGCCGAUUGCCUUUGACGUGCCUCCGAUUCAGGGACAGAGUCUCGACGAACACUUUCACAAGCUGGGAGUCGACUGUGCCGAACCAUUCCUGAGCCAUGCAAAGCAGUUUGCCAGGGAAAAUGCACCUCCGCGACCGAGGAAAUGGGUGCGCCGAAGUGGCUGGACCAAGUACUACAGCGACGGACGCACCGAGGCUGUCGAGGCGCCCGACGACAAGCUCUUGUGCUUUGAUACCGAGGUCAUGUGGAAGGAGAGCUCUUUCGCCGUCAUGGCUUGCGCAAUGAGUCCAAACGCAUGGUACGCCUGGCUUUCGCCUUGGUUGCUGGGUGAAUCACAGGAUGACAAGCACCUUAUUCCGCUGGGUGACCCAUCCCAAGAUCGAAUCAUAGUCGGCCACAAUAUUGGAUACGAUCGCGCCAGGAUACUCGAAGAAUACGACCUGAAGCAAACGCGUAAUUGCUUUCUGGAUACCAUGUCACUGCAUGUAGCAGUAAAUGGCAUGUGUUCCCAGCAGCGACCCACGUGGAUGAAGCAUAAGAAGAGCAGGGAGCUUCGGGACAAAAUCUCCAAGGAAACGAAUAAUGCUGAACUCGCUACUCUGCUGGCCAACAACAAUUUUAGGGAAGAGGAGGAGGAGCUAUGGAUCGAACGAAGCGCAAUCAACUCGCUCAGGGACGUUGCCAAGUUCCAUCUUGAUGUAACAUUGGACAAGGCUGCCCGUGAUGAAUUCGGCGACUCGAGCCGCGAGGAAAUUCUCGGCAGGUUGGACCACCUUUUGGAUUAUUGUGCCGCCGACGUCGCCAUUACUCACAAGGUGUACAAAAUUGUCUUUCCAAACUUUCUCGAGACGUGUCCACAUCCCGUCAGCUUUGCAGCCCUACGGCAUCUUUCGGCUGUUAUUUUGCCAGUCAAUGAGUCGUGGGAUGCCUACAUUGCCAACGCCGAGGCAACAUAUCACCGGCUCUCCGAUGCCGUCACUGAACGGCUGGUCGGGCUCACAGACAAGGCCAUUGCAAUCAAAGACGAUACGAAAAAGUGGGAGAAUGAUCCAUGGUUACGACAAUUGGAUUGGUCUGGUAUGGAGAUCAAAAUGGUUAAGGGCAAAAAGAAGGGGGACCCUCCAAGGCCCGCCGCUCGUCAAAAGAUGCCGGGCAUGCCAAGAUGGUACAAGGAUCUUUUCACCAAGAAGGACAUGCCAAUCAAUAUCACUGUGAGAACUCGAGUGGCUCCGCUGUUGCUGAGAUUGGCGUGGGACGGAUACCCAUUGCACUGGUCCGACAAGUAUGGCUGGACAUUUAGGGUUCCGGUCAAGGAUAAAUCAAAAUAUGCCGAGACUCAACUCGUGCGUUGCGAUAUGAGCGACGAACCGAUUGAAGCCAUCAAGGAGGAUCGUGGAGGCUUCUACAUUAAACUUCCUCACAAGGACGGCCCUACAGCACGAUGUGCGAAUCCGCUGGCCAAAGGGUAUCUGUCAUAUUUUGACAAGGGAACACUAUCUUCCGAAUUUGCGUAUGCCAAAGAAGCGCUCGAAAUGAAUGCUUCCUGCUCGUAUUGGAUCAGCGCACGGGACAGAAUCAUGUCGCAAAUGGUGGUCUAUGAGGACGAAAAGACAAACGCAGUAGCCAAAACUUCCGCGGAAUCGCACAAGCAGGGCUACAUUCUCCCACAGAUUAUACCAAUGGGUACAAUCACGCGCAGAGCUGUCGAGAACACAUGGCUCACGGCCAGCAACGCAAAGAAAAAUCGUGUCGGUUCCGAGCUCAAGGCAAUGGUACGAGCACCACCAGGCUAUUCUUUUGUUGGUGCAGAUGUCGACUCGGAGGAGCUUUGGAUUGCGAGUGUCAUUGGAGAUGCCAUUUUCAAGCUACACGGUGGCAAUGCCAUUGGCUUCAUGACAUUGGAGGGUACCAAGGCCGCGGGUACUGAUUUACACUCUCGUACUGCUUCGAUUCUGGGCAUUACGCGUAAUGAUGCCAAGGUCUUCAAUUAUGGGCGUAUCUAUGGCGCCGGGCUCAAGUUUGCCGCUACACUCCUACGCCAAUUUGACCCAAGUCUGUCAGAAGCCGAGACGCUCGAAACGGCUGGCAAGCUGUACGCCAAUACUAAGGGCACCAAGACGAACCGCAAAGCGCUUUACAAACGACCAUUCUGGCGAGGCGGUACCGAGUCUUUUGUCUUUAACAAACUUGAGGAGUUUGCCGAACAAGACCGGCCACGCACACCAGUCCUAGGCGCUGGCAUUACGGAAGCUCUCAUGGGUCGCUUUGUCAGCAAAGGCGGUUUCCUUACCAGUCGAAUCAACUGGGCUAUACAGUCGAGUGGUGUCGACUAUCUGCACCUGCUCAUUGUCGGAAUGGACUAUCUGACCAGACGUUUUAACAUUAAUGCCCGUUUGGCAAUUACCGUCCACGAUGAGAUUCGCUACCUUGUCAAGGACGAGGACAAGUACCGUGCUGCCAUGGCAUUGCAAGUGGUCAAUUUGUGGACCAGAGCCAUGUUUGCACAGCAGGUCGGCAUUGAUGAUCUACCACAGGCCUGCGCAUACUUUUCCGCAAUAGACAUUGAUCACGUGCUGAGGAAGGAGGUUGACAUGGACUGUGUCACGCCCAGUCACUCGACGGCCAUUGCCCCGGGAGAGAGUCUUGACAUUUUCCAGCUUUUGGAGAAGGGCCGGGAGGCAUAUCUUGACCCAUCAAUCAUCCCCGAAAAGUAUGCGCCCAAGCUGAACGAUAUCCCGUACACGCCGCGCAUCCCCGUCAUGGCAUCCCUCAGCGAUGCGACCUCGAUGAACGAUCUUUCUUUCCUAAAGGCCCAAAUCACCGACGAUGAGGCUGAACUGAAGGAAAUCUUGAAGAAUCAAAAGAAGAUUACCGUCUCUGGUGCUGGUGGGUCCGGUACCGUCGGCGGCUCGAGCGGCCCUGGAAGAGGAAGACCGCGGAAACUCGUACCGUACAGUAGCCAGCCUCAACUAAUUCCCCACAUGUACCAACCGUUUGAGAGUACGAGAUUCACCAAGAGCUUUGAAAGUGGCAAAGCCAGCAAAUGGGUUUUCGAGCGCAUGCCACCCAAGUCAAAUAGAGGCUGGGGCCCAAGGAUAUAA